CCUUCAUCACAAAGCUGCGGCAGCUCGGGAAGAUGCGGGUUGGCAGGGAAGGCGGAUGAGUGACUUUAGGAACAAGGAUAUAUUGCGGUACUUUUGGAAGAGUUUGGGAAAUAAGUUUAUCCAAACUUUGACUUGGUUGUGUGGUCGGUGAGCGACAGGCAUUCGCACGUGAAACCACCUAAAACGGACUGGGACUGGCGAGAACUGGAAACUUUUUCUCAAAUGAACUUUUUAGAUCUUCCUGCUUACUUUGUGGCGCCUCAUUGACUUCAAGUCCCCAACUGUGAUAUGAUAUGAAACCAUCUUGGAAUAACCUUGUUUUGACGCAGCGUGAUAGAACCACAGAAGCCCAUAUGAAGUCUAACUUUUUUAAGAUUCAUUCUUCCUGGAAAUGGCAAGUCGUGCCAUAUUGAUGGAGCGGACAGCGGUGUUGAUAUGCAGUGUAUUGAUCCUAAUCAUCGGCUUCUGUGUCGGAUCUCCUAACCACAGCCGCCGGCUGGUCUGCUGGAAAGCCAUCCUGAAGUGCCACGGAGAGCCGGAGUGCCAUUACGCUUACGACCAGUAUGUUUAUGCUUGCGCGUCUGUCAUCAGUGGGGACCGCAAGAAGUGUCCCAGUCACUGCAUCUCCUCUCUCAUUCAGCUCAAUCUAACCCAAAGCGGCCCGGCUCUGGAGGACUGCGACUGCGCCCUGGACCCGGUCUGCAGGAACACCAAACAAGCCAUCGAGCCGUGCCUGCCGCGGACCAGCACCAUGGGCUGCACCGAGGCCCGGCGGCAGUGUGAGAUGGACCAGACGUGUAGCUCCGCUAUGAGGGAUUAUUUAUUUCACUGCCGGAAACUUUUCGGUGGGGAAAGGUGCUCGGACGAUUGCCGCAGAGUGAUCGCCAACAUGCGCUCCAUACCGAAAGCGCAACAGUUAGACACUUGUGUGUGUGAUGGCACGGACAGGAACAUAUGCGAGUAUAUCAAAUUCAGCAUGAAAACUUUCUGCUCCGAUGAUAGGUUCGCGGGCAGCGGCUUUUCAGACGCCGAGGAUGAUUCUGAUGACGAUUAUAUCGACCAGGAUGAUUAUCAAUAUGUGGAAAAAUCAAAAAGUGACUCCCCACCUGCUCAGACUUUGCUAAAUGUCCUGACCACCAUUUUGGUUUUAACCAAAUUUAUCUGAUAAGCUGCUGCCAUUAAGAACAGCAGGGAAGUCAGUGGUGUGGCUCGUUGUGAAUCAAAAGUCAACUCACUAGAAUCUGUGUGCCUUGUUGUUAUCAGCCUUUUCUUUGUCAUUAAACUAACAUUUGGGGCUUUUGAGUUCAACACUAAACUUUCUGCUACACAUCUGCACAGUUCACACAAUCCAUGCCAUUAACUGUUUGUUAAUCACCCAGUAGCACAUGCUCAGUUUCAGUUAUAAAAAUGUUAGUCAUCUAAUAAUGCUGAAGGAGCCUAUUUUUGUAUGUUGGCUAUGUAAAGAUAGAUUGUACAGUAUAUUGUAUAAAAAUAUUUGUUUAUGAGUGACAAGAGAUUUGCACUGUAUGAAUAGGUAGGUUCCACUCUUUUACUACAUUAUGACCACACAGGAAGGACAAAUGUUUAAAGUGCCUAAAACCCUUCAUAGCCUACCAGUUUUAUUCACCAUAUGACCAUAUCAGAGGCAUGCUGUGAAAGCACAGUAAUUAUCUUGUACCAGCUGUACAGAGACUUUCUCCACAACCCCUUCAUUACAAACCAAAGUUGAUGUAAGCCACUGAAAUGUGUCUAAAUCCCAGGGAAGAUAAUGCAUCUGAAACAAGUAGCUCCUCCUUAACCUUGUAAACAUGGAUGUUUGCUGAAGGUAUAACAUGUUUAUAACGUGUUUCAUUCUUGAAAACUGUUCAAACAUGAGAAGGUAAACUUCUCCUCUUGGGGAUUUGCAACCCAAAUGGAGCCAAGAAGCUGUUGCGUCAGUUUGUUUAAUCUCACCCCCUGUGUUUGUUAGAGGUCCUCACUGAGAAAAUAAAAAGAUAAGUGUGUGUUCAGGUGAGUGGAGAUAUUAAGUGCCCAUUAAGAACACACUCCUCUGAAUGUACAUGCACAUUAAAUAAAGAAGAGUUUUUAAAGGAUUCAUUUGGACACUGUGUGACUCUGUCUUUAACUUUGAAUCUUUCGUCUUUUUAAUUAAUUUUUAAAAGUUUUUGGCUUCAUGUAUUGAUUAAAAGAGCGCAAAGCAAUGUUGGUUCAUUGACAGUAAUCUCAGCUCUUAUUUUGUUAAAUUUAAGUACUUCAGAUUAAUUGUAGGUUUAGAGAAACAAUAUGAAAAUGCUUAAGUCAUCUUUUUUUCCAUGAUAGUUAUUUUGACUGUCUGAUGAAAUUUUUCUUGGGUUGUGAUUAAAGCUAUGGCCAGGUGGAUUUGGGACCAACUCUUCUUAAAGGCAUUUAACACAAAAUGUAAUUUCAAAUACUUAAAGGAACAGUUCUGAUCUUUUUAAGUGGGGUUGUAUGAGGUACUUAUCCAUAGCCAGUGUAUUACCUACAGUAGAUGUUGGUCAGCACGCACCAGUUUGGAGUAGCAGGCAGGAGUGUAACACGAUGGCUAAGCAAUGUACUGCUGUUGAGGUGGGCAACAGCAAAACAUAUUUACGCUACCUUAAAACAUAUUAGUAACAGUUUAUGUGUGUGCUGUAUUCAUAAUAUGUCCACUGCUUUACCUUAACCUUCAGACAGUGAAUUCUCAACAUGGAAAUGAAGCUGUUUUGUCACUCUC
Messenger RNA from Epinephelus moara (kelp grouper), 2734 nucleotides. It is a transcript of the gene gas1b, whose product is annotated as growth arrest-specific 1b. The transcript has a single exon. Gene Ontology annotation, biological process: regulation of cell cycle. The coding region runs from base 392 to 1165 and encodes 257 amino acids. Lineage: Eukaryota; Metazoa; Chordata; Actinopteri; Perciformes; Serranidae. The record is from RefSeq and is a predicted model, not a curated record.